GGCGGCGGCGGUGGUCGGUGCGGGCGGAGGUAGGGGAGCCCUCGGGCCAGAGAGGGGGCGACUGGGGCGCCAGCGGCCUGAAGAGGCCCGGGCGGUGGCGGCGGCGGCGGCGGCAGAGGAGGAGGCCGAGGUGGAGCGUGGAGAGGUGUGGCUGGACCAAGACCUCCCCCAAUGUGAGCAGACUUCUUCCCCUCAUCACCUGUUGGCAGCACGCCAGGGAACAUCUUCAAGCCCUGGCCCUCAGGGGAGAAAUAACAAGAGCCCAGAGCCGAGACCAUGUGACGGCGCUGGCCCUUGCCACCGCCGUCCCCCCCACCCUGGCCCCAGGCCUGGCACCAUGAUGUUCCGAGACCAGGUGGGCAUCCUUGCUGGCUGGUUCAAGGGCUGGAAUGAGUGUGAGCAGACAGUGGCCCUGCUGUCACUUCUGAAGCGGGUCACUCGUACCCAAGCUCGCUUCCUGCAGCUCUGCCUGGAGCACUCCUUAGCGGACUGCAAUGACAUCCACCUGCUGGAGUCAGAAGCCAACAGUGCUGCUAUCGUCAGCCAGUGGCAACAGGAAUCCAAAGAGAAAGUGGUGUCCCUCCUGCUGUCCCACCUGCCUCUGCUUCAGCCAGGAAACACAGAGGCUAAGUCCGAGUACAUGAGGCUGCUGCAGAAAGUACUGGCCUACUCAAUUGAGAGCAAUGCCUUCAUCGAGGAAAGCCGCCAGCUGCUCUCCUAUGCUCUCAUCCACCCAGCCACCACUCUGGAGGACCGCAACGCAUUGGCCCUCUGGCUGAGCCACCUUGAAGAGCGACUGGCUAGCGGCUUUCGUACCAGGGCAGAGCCCUCCUACCACUCACGACAGGGCUCUGAUGAGUGGGGGGGCCCUACAGAGCUGGGCCCUGGAGAGGCAGGGCCAGGCUGGCAGGACAAGCCCCCCCGAGAAAAUGGACACGUGCCCUUUCACCCAUCCAGCUCAGUGUCGCCAGCCAUCAACAGUAUUGGGAGCAACGCAAACACAGGUCUCCCCUGCCAAAUCCACCCUAGUCCACUGAAGCGCUCCAUGUCACUCAUCCCAACGAGCCCCCAGGCUCCUGGUGAGUGGCCAAGUUCAGAGGAGCUCAGUGCCCGGGCACCUUUCACCACACCGGACCACGCACCCCUCUCACCCCAGAGCAGCGUGGCCUCCUCUGGCAGUGAGCAGACGGAGGAGCAGGGCUCCAGCCGCAACACUUUCCAAGAGGAUGGCAGUGGUAUGAAAGAUGUACCCUCAUGGCUCAAGAGUCUCCGCUUGCAUAAGUAUGCUGCCCUCUUCUCGCAGAUGAGCUAUGAGGAAAUGAUGACACUGACUGAGCAGCACCUAGAGUCCCAGAAUGUCACCAAAGGGGCCCGUCACAAGAUAGCCCUGAGCAUCCAGAAGCUGCGCGAGAGGCAGAGCGUUCUCAAGUCCCUAGAGAAGGAUGUGCUGGAAGGUGGGAAUCUGCGGAAUGCUCUGCAGGAGCUACAGCAAAUCAUCAUCACCCCCAUCAAGGCCUACAGUGUCCUUCAGGCCACUGUGGCUGCCGCUGCUGUCACCCCUACUGCCAAAGAUGGGGGUCGAGGAGAGCCGCUGCUGCCAGGUGCUGAGCCUCCCCUAGCCCAUCCCGGCACAGACAAGAGCACUGAGGCCAAGGACCCUUCAGCUGCGGAGAACUACCCUCCUCCACCAACUCCAGCUCCCACUGAUGGCAGUGAGCCAGCCCCAGCUCCUGUUGCUGAUGGAGACAUCCCCAGCCAGUUUACACGAGUGAUGGGCAAAGUGUGUACCCAGCUUCUGGUGUCCCGACCAGAUGAGGAAAACAUCACCAGUUACCUCCAGCUCAUCGAAAAGUGCCUAACUCAUGAGGCUUUCACGGAGACCCAGAAGAAGCGGCUGCUGUCCUGGAAACAGCAAGUGCUGAAGCUCCUCCGGACAUUCCCACGCAAAGCUGCUCUGGAUAUGCAGAGCUACCGGCAGCAGAAGGGCUGGGCAUUCGGCUCCAACUCACUCCCCAUAGCUGGCUCUGUGGGGAUGGGGGUGGCCCGGCGGACCCAGCGGCAGUUCCCCAUGCCUCCCCGGGCCCUCCCACCUGGCAGGAUGGGCCUCCUGAGCCCCUCAGGCAUUGGGGGCGUCUCCCCUCGACAUGCCCUUACCAGCCCCAGCCUUGGAGGCCAGGGCCGACAGAACCUGUGGUUUGCCAACCCCGGCGGCAGCAACAGCAUGCCCAGCCAGAGUCGCAGCUCUGUGCAGCGCACCCACUCACUUCCGGUCCACUCGUCACCCCAGGCCAUUCUCAUGUUCCCUCCAGACUGCCCGGUCCCUGGGCCUGACCUGGAGAUCAAUCCCACCCUGGAGUCUCUGUGUCUGAGCAUGACAGAACACGCCUUGGGUGAUGGGACAGACAAAACCUCCACCAUCUGACAGGAUCUCCCACAGCCCAGCGCACCCAUAGGCUCCCCGGGCGGCGGGCGGGGUCCAGCCCCCAAUGGGCUUCUCUGCUGUGGCAGCGAGAGGGUGGGCUGGCUCAGCUAUACAGUCUAAUAUUUUUCUACUCCCUCACCCUCUUUAACUUUUGUUUAACAUUGGUACACACCUUGCUCACUCCCAGGCCCGUUGAGGGAUCUCUGCUGAGGCCAGGGCACAGAACGGGCAGCCAGGACAUGGGGCAAGGACUGGCCCAACUGCCUUCCUCCCCAUUCCACCUUCUGGCCUUGUCCCACCCCUGCCUCCUCCAGACAGCUGACAGUCUGCUGCUCCCUAUGGGAGCAGACUCCCCAGAGACACACUUACUGCUAGCCUGUGGAGCAUCUUGACACUGGGGAAGAGUGAGCAGGCUAGGCUGCUGGCUUGCCCAGGAUGUUAUGGAGAGGGUGAAAAUGAGGAGAGCGAUGGCCCUGCCUCUGUUCUCCUCUGUCCUUCCCCAUUCCCACCAUUCCCAAGGACAGGAGCCACCUGUUCACCUUGCUCACCCAUUUCUCAGAGGUUCUCUACAAUUAAUUUCUUAGGUCUAUUUAAGAUACAUAUUUAUAUAGUU
Messenger RNA from Octodon degus (degu), 3035 nucleotides. RefSeq names its product sterile alpha motif domain containing 4B (gene Samd4b). Gene Ontology annotation, molecular function: translation repressor activity; protein binding; mRNA binding. NCBI's taxonomy places the organism in Eukaryota, Metazoa, Chordata, Mammalia, Rodentia, Octodontidae. The record is from RefSeq and is a predicted model, not a curated record. Gene Ontology annotation, cellular component: P-body. The transcript has 13 exons. The coding region runs from base 338 to 2422 and encodes 694 amino acids. Gene Ontology annotation, biological process: nuclear-transcribed mRNA poly(A) tail shortening; negative regulation of translation; regulation of mRNA stability.